Molecule: messenger RNA, 1152 nt
Organism: Mesorhabditis belari
Lineage: Eukaryota; Metazoa; Nematoda; Chromadorea; Rhabditida; Rhabditidae
Source: the annotation of a GenBank genome assembly
AUGAGUGAAUCGAAAGGUGCAGAGGGAUUAGAGGCAGCGAUUUCAAACAAAGUGCAUAAAGUGGGUGCGACAAAGGAAGAGCUUGCAGCGUUUCGAGCUCGCAAAGUUGCACUUAUCACCGGGAUUUCUGGACAGGAUGGAUCUUAUCUUGCUGAAUUGUUAUUGUCAAAGGGAUACGCAGUUCAUGGAAUCAUUCGUCGUUCUUCCUCAUUCAACACUUCUCGAAUCGAGCAUCUCUAUUCCAACCCCGUCUCACACUAUGCCGGCGCAAAGUUUUACCUCCACUAUGGUGAUAUGACGGAUUCCUCGUGUCUCAUCAAAUUGGUCUCAACCAUUCAACCGACUGAAAUCUAUCAUUUAGCUGCUCAAUCUCAUGUCAAAGUAUCAUUUGAUCUACCUGAAUAUACAGCGGAAGUUGAUGGAGUUGGGACACUGAUCCUUUUGGAUGCAAUUCUUGCAUGUGGCCUUACUGAAAAGGUCCGUUUCUACCAAGCCUCAACUUCUGAGCUCUACGGCAAAGUUCAAGAGGUGCCACAAAAAGAGACAACUCCAUUUUAUCCACGAUCACCAUAUGCUGUUGCCAAGCUUUAUGCUUAUUGGAUCGUUGUCAACUACCGUGAAGCCUAUAAUAUGUUUGCUUGUAAUGGAAUUCUCUUCAAUCAUGAAUCUCCAAGAAGAGGAGAAACCUUUGUCACUCGGAAAAUCACCCGUGGAGUGGCGAAAAUCUCGCUUGGUCAACAAGAUAUUGUGGAGUUAGGAAAUCUGGAUGCACUUAGAGAUUGGGGACAUGCAAAGGAGUAUGUUGAGGGAAUGUGGAGAAUCCUUCAACAUGAUGUCCCAGAAGACUUUGUCCUUGCGACUGGUCAGUACACAAAAGUGCGCACUUUUGUGGAAAUGGCUUUCAAAGAAAUCGAUAAAGAGAUUGUCUGGAACGGUGAAGGGGUUAACGAGGUUGGUCGAGAGAAAGACACAGGAAUCAUUCGAGUCAAGGUUAAUCCGAAGUACUAUCGUCCGACAGAAGUCGAACAACUGUUGGGUGAUCCUACAAAGGCUCGUCUCAAACUUGGAUGGGAACCAAAAACCACGCUUAAGGAGCUUGUGGCAGAAAUGAUGGAAAGUGACAUCAAAUUAAUGAAAGCGAAUCCAAUGGCU